Mytilus californianus (California mussel) is the source of this 3282-nucleotide messenger RNA. Its product is annotated as transient receptor potential cation channel subfamily M member-like 2. Gene Ontology annotation, molecular function: ligand-gated calcium channel activity. The record is from RefSeq and is a predicted model, not a curated record. Gene Ontology annotation, biological process: calcium ion transmembrane transport. The coding region runs from base 25 to 1668 and encodes 547 amino acids. Gene Ontology annotation, cellular component: membrane. NCBI's taxonomy places the organism in Eukaryota, Metazoa, Mollusca, Bivalvia, Mytilida, Mytilidae. The transcript has 9 exons.
UAUGAAGACCUUGCCUACAGUGUGAUGACACAAUUAUAUUUGAGAGAAAAAAAGCAGGCUCGGCAACUUUUGGUUACACAAGUGAAAAGAUAUAACUGCAUUACAAUUUUUGAAAUAACAGAAAAGUUUACACUAAUGAAGUUUAUGGGACAUGCUGCAUGUCAAACCCAGCUGAAUAAAAUAUGGAAUGGUCGUAUUUUGAGUAAUACAUCAAAUCUGAAGGUAAUAGCUGCUGCUUUUAUCCCAAUUUUGAUUGUGAAAAUAGUUAGUAUAGAUAGUGCUGAAGGGAAAAAAGAGCAUGCCAAACUAGUUAGUAAAGACAGUGCUGAAGAGAAGAAAGAGCAAGCCAAACUAGUUAGUAUAGUCAGUGCUGAAGAGAAGAAAGAGCAAGUCGAACUCCCUAUUCGCAAAUGGCCGAUAUGGAUGACAAAAAUAUAUUACUUUUACCAUUCACCAUCAAUCAAAUUUCUUUUUUCCGUUGUAACUUAUAUGGCAAUGCUAGUGGUAUUUUCCUUGUUUAUACUAACGGAUUUGUAUCCAAUAUCUGAGAAAAGUCCAUCUGUUAAGGAGUAUAUCAUUUAUACAUGGGCAGCAUCAACAUUGACAGAGGAGAUUAGACAAGCUUUUAUGAUUAGGCAAAUAUCAUUGAGUUUGAUGACAUGGUUCAGUUUUUGGACGCUCUUUGAAAUUGUGAUGUACAGUAUGUUGACUGCUUCGGUAUUUCUUCGGUUAAUCUUGUCCGCUGAGAUUUUCUACCACGCACGAAUGACUUAUGCAAUAACAUUGGGGUUAUUUAUUAUCAACAGCAUGCAAUUUUUUCUUGUCUCUAAACACAUUGGACCAAAAGUUAUCAUGAUUGGAAGAAUGAUGUUCGACAUUGUAUUCUUUCUCUUAAUAUUUGCUGUGUUUCUAUUUGGUUUUGGUGUUAUUUACCAAUCAACGAUGUAUCCAAAUUCUACACCCAGCUUUCAACUGUUCAAGGAAAUCAUAUAUAUGCCAUACUGGCAGUUAUAUGGAGAAUUGUUCCUAGAUCAAUUUGAAGGAAAAGAGCCAUCUACUUGCACGGAUGAUGUUACACUAUAUCAAAAUGGGACUAUUGAUAGAUGUCCGGAGAUUAACCAAAUGAAUACGGUAGUGCUUGGUGUUUACAUGGUGGUAACACACAUAAUCCUUGUCAACAUUCUCAUUGCAAUGUUUUCGCAUACAUUUACAACAGUGCAAGACAACAACGAACUGGUUUGGAAAUUUCACAGAUUUUCACUCGUCCGGGAAUAUUAUGAUAGAUCGUCAUUGGUACCACCGUUAAUUAUUAUCAGUCAUCUGAAGAGGGCCUUUUUAUCUAUAUGCAGUAAAUGUACAUGUGAAUACAAAAAACAAGAUAAGUUCAAAAUAGAAACUGAUGCCGUUGAGGAAUUAGCUAUUCUAGAAGGAUCUGCGGUUAGCAAAUAUCACACAAGCAACAAGGAGACGGAACCAAGCGGGUUAAACACCAGUAGUGAACAAGAAACAGAUCUAUCUUUCCAACAUCAAUUGAACUCAGUGUUAUCUAAAGUAGAUUCAUUAGAGAAGUGGGUUGUCAGGGAUAAACGAAAGCGACAAAUCAGACCAGUAGCACUAAAUAUAAAGCAACAUGUACCCGCCCAAACAAACAUCGUUGAAAAUGAAUAAAAGCAGAUCGAAACAUCUACCAGCAGUGGUACUGUUAGACAAACAUGGUUUAUUCACGUCAAAAUCAAUCUUGUUUUUGUUUUAUUAUUGCUAUCAUUUGAGUUUAGAAUGCUUUUCACAUUUGGCGUUAAGCGACAACGUAGAUAAUUUUAGAUUUUACCUUCAGAUUGUUUUUUUUAUUUCUUAUUACUUAUGCUUGAACAAAUUUGUCAUAGCGUGUGUUAUUCAUAUUUAUUUCCGUAUAAAAUUAAGCUUGACAGAUAUCUGAUUUGAUUUUUGUGUAUAUGUCUAGAUUGACAGACAUUAGCUUGGCUUUAUUUGAAUAUGUUUGUACUUGUCAUUUUACUAAAACUGAAGAAGUAUAUUUGCAUUCGAAAUAUUUAUUGUUUAUUGUCUUUUUCAUUAGUUUAGUUGCAGUUAACGCUUUUUCGACGUAAACUGUAUUUUUAUGUGUGAACUGGAUCGUUUUCAUAAUGACCUUGUAAGAAUGGUCGCUGGCAUUAAUUUCUAGAUCUAUACCGUCACUAUGAGCACCAAUAAGAUAAUUGAAAAAUGCUGGUCCCGAAAAAGAUUACUUCAAUCGAUCAUUAAACAGAUUUAAGGGUCCUGGAUUGAUUACAGAUGUAAACCAUAAAUGUCUGUAAGUUGUCGAAUUGAAUCAGACAUUCCGUUUUAUUUCAAAAGGUCAUCAAAACAUGUGCCCCAAAAAAGAUAUUGAAUUUAUGAAUAAAUAAUCAAGUUUUCCUAUCAUAUCCUCCUAAUUUUUGGUGUCUUGAGUUUAUCCUCUUCAGUUUAAGUUGAUAUUAACUUUUAAUGAUAUUUUAUCACCUUCGAGGUUCCUAUGCACCUAGUUCAAAAGUUAUUUAUAUCUAGACAUGCGUCAAUAUGGUACCAUAGAGAUGGUCAGUAAUAUUCGUCAAUUCUAUCCCGUCUUACGCUGAUGCUGAAAUUUGAUUAGGUCGACCAAGAAAAUGUGAAAGUUUUUAAAAAAAUCUAUUAAUUACAUGUAUGGUUUCUUCAUUAUUACCACUGGACGUUAAGCAAACAACAAUCAAUCAUCUUCAUUAGCACUUAUAUUUGCAUUUUUACCAUUUAAGUAUCCAUCUUUGUAAGAAUCAUGCAGAGGGUGAUUCAUGACAUGUCACAGAAGUAAUUUAUGUUGCCCCAUAUCAUAAGAACUUCGGUAGAUAAUUAAAAGUAUGUCUUUAUUUUCCCUGUAAAAUGCGCGUUGCCAUGGUAACCAUCAAAACAACAGUCUGCCUGAAUAGGUGAAAAAAGACGAUUUUGAAAAUUGAAAAUAAGGGAAUUUAAAGUGCUAUAGAAAUUAAGUUAAUAAAUAAAAACAAUAAGGGUUUUACAUUGUUAACAAACAAAACCCCAAACUUUUCAAAAACGUUAAGAUUUUGAACUUAUUAAAUAGUCUGUUUCCAAAGCAACCAUUUAAAAAUAAGUUAAAAUUCAAAAAUGAAAAAUUUCAAAAAUUCCUAAAUUUCAAAUCUGUUUACUCCCAAGACCAACAAUACCAUGACAUGUCAUUGAUAAAUUUUGAAAGACAACAUUCUGUAUACUCAAAAUAUAAAAAGAAAGGCGUGCGUUUUUUUUUCUUUAAUAAAA